AACGCGCUUCAGUUCUAUUUUUCCGUUCCUUUUUUUCCAUCUUGAUUUCGGUUUAGCUUUAGUUCGAAACGAUUUUGAUUUAAAUAAAUUUUUUAAUUUCUUUUAAUAAUUUUGUAUAAUUUUUUUUUUAACUACAAAUAAAAUUUCGAAACGAAGCCAACAAAAGCAAUUAUGAUGCAUUGCACCUGCUAAUUUACCGCAAAUCCUAAUGCGUUAACUUAUUAUGGAUUUAGCCGAUCAAAUCGAUGAUUAUAUUUGUACAUUUGAAGGUCUCGGUGAUAUAACAAUGGAUUCAUUAGCUAUGUUCAUAUUUUUAUGGGCCGUCUUGGCCCUCUUCUUAGUAUGGCUGUGUAAAUUUUUAUACCAGAAGUAUAUGGUCAAAGAGAAACCGGUCAGUGCCAGUAAUAGCCGACAGAGCAGCGUGGCUCCCGGUGGUGUGGCCAAAACUGAAAAGCGUUUAUCGGAACCACGCGACAUUUUGGCUAGCAAGACUGAAGUCAAAGAUUUGCUAAGUAAACCAUCGGCUGGAGGUGUGGGUCGUGGCCGAACACCCGGACCCGCAGGUUUCGGCGGUGGUGCUGGUGGAGGUGGUGGUAUUGGCAUUGGUGGUGCUGGUGCUCGUAGACGUGUUGUACGUCAAAGUUCGACAGGACCGGAAAAUCGUAAAAAGCGUUAUGUGCCACCACCCUCCAAUGUUGUUGGACCAGAAACAACUUCUGUCACCUGGACUAGUCAAGUAUUUCGUUGGCUCUACAGUGAUUUGGUCAUUGUCAAUGAAUUGCUAAUGUCCUGGGUUAUAGCCUUGAAUGACACCCUGCGUAAAACUGGAGAUGAGCAAGGAGUUGCCGUUGAAAUUGUUCGCGUUUUACCCGACAGUCCUCCACCGAGUUUGAGUAACAUUUUCUGUAAUGCCGAUGAAGCAAAUCCCGCUGAUAUGCUAAUCACCUUCGAUUGCGAUGCCAUGCCUGUUUUCCAGGUAAAGGCUUUCCGUCAAAAAUCUGGCAAAGUAGAAGCCUCACAUUAUAAGUUGACAGUAUCCAGAUUCCGGGCUCGUAUUGCCAAUGCCAUGAACUACAAUACCUUGAAGGGUGAUUUGCGUGUGGAAGGUUUCCCAGAUAUUCGCAUUACCAUGAACAGUGUGGGUGCCAUCAAACCCAUGGACCAGGAAGAAACUCAAGUUCAAGCUGUUAUUUCGGACAUGAUGACCCGUGCCUUGCGUGACACCAUUUACCCAGUGGACUUCUCCAUCUAUACAACAUGCCCCCGAGCCGAAGUUGAACCCCUCGAUUUGCCUGUAAUAUAUCCCAUGCAAUAUGAGACAGUGGCGAACAACAUGGACUUUGGCAUGGGUUCCCAUGGAGCACAAUCCAUGGUCUCGGGUAGACGUUUGCUGGUGAAAAUUGUCAAAGGCGAUGGUUUGAAGGAUGCCCAUGAUCCCUAUGUGGUAAUAGAAAUGGAUGAACCGCCACAGAAAAAUCAAACUGGUGCCAGACAAGGCAAUCAACCCUAUUGGGAUGAGCAUUUCUUAUUCGAUUUGUCCCCCCAAUCUGCUGAGAUCCUCUUCGAAGUCUAUGACCGCCCCGCCGAUGCCAGCGGUAAUCCCAAGUUUUUGGGUCUUGGUCUGGUAGGCAUUGAUGAGCUGGCCGUUGGCCCUGCUUCAACGCAAGUUUUGGCCUUGCAACCCCGUCCCUAUGAAACACAACAAGUUUUCGGUUCCAUCACCGUGGACUUUGUGUUCAUUGAGGGCGCUGAAAUACCUGCCGGCCCCAGGCCUUAUAAACUAAAAGAAGCCUUGCACAUAAGUACGCCCAGCAUUAAUGAACACCUGCGGAAUGGUUCGAAUUUGGCUGAUGCUGCUGUGCGUGCCUUGCAAGAGGGCGCCUUGAAUACCACCAAUGGCCAGCCGAGUAAGAGUACAUUGAUCAUACAUAGCGUUCAGAGGAAUUCAAGUAAUCCCAAUGCAUUUAAGGUCGAAAUCAAUAAAGAUGGACAAAUCGAAGUUAAAGAAUCUCAAGAUGUUUUAAAUGCCGCCGUCUCAAAGGCUCUGGACAGCACUGGAGAAUUGGAGGCCAACGAAUCUCUGCCUUUGGAUAGUCUAGAGAAUAUAGAACAGAUAACACAGGAUACAUCAGUGACCACAGAUAUAACCGCUAGUCCCACUGAUUCGUAUCCACAAAAUGAGUGCCUAAAUGAUAAACCGUCCCUAGAUAUAACCGCAGGUAACGAUAGUGCUUUGGGAGAUUCUACCACAGAGUAUGGACAACCCAAUGCUGCCUCCUCGCCCAAUGGUCUUAAUAACUACCAAUUGAAUGGUGCCUCCUCCUCCAUGAGUGGCUAUUCCCCGGCCAAUGGCCAGCAAAGCUCCUAUACCAACAAUGGCUACAACAGCAACAGUUUACCUCGCAACGGUAUGAUGAGCCAACAGCCCUUGGCCUCUCCAGCCGAAGAUCUGGACGAUCGUGGCCGCAGUAAGAAACGCAAUUUCUUUGGUACCUUGAAAAAACGUUUAAGUCGUUCCAAGACACGCACCCAUUCGGCUGAUCGUGGCGCAUUAACGUCACAACAACAUCAACAACAUAAUCUUACAACCCCAACAGGAACACUUAACGGUGAUUCACGUUCAUUAUCUGUCGAUCGUGCUGUAUUGUCCAAAAGCAAUUCACUUGGUCGCUCGGGCAUGUCACCCACAUUAGAUCACUCAAGACGCUCUUCAAUUUCAGAGUCCUCAGCCAUCUCAGGUUUCUCUUCGGCCAGCACAAAAACCUACGUCCACGAAGCAUCCACAUUGGUAUUGGAGACCAUUGAAAAUGGUAUCAAGAGACACUUUAUUGUGCCUCUUAAUAUUGCGCAACGUCCCAGAUGGCGCCGCAAAGGAACGAAAUUGCAUAUAUACAAUGAUCAUACCUUUAUUGCCAAGCAUUUAAGCGGCGGAGGCCUUCAGUGUUCCAUCUGCAUGAAAUCCAUACCUCGACGACCUGGCAAACAAGGCUAUGAGUGUCGUGAUUGUCAACUGAUCUGUCACAAACAAUGUCAUAUUCGUGCACCACAAGCCUGUCCCAAUCCAACUGUACUCUCUAUGGAAUUGGCAUCGUUUCCGGAUGAAUGGGCACUGGAAUAGAAACCUUAAAUACAUCAAAACUUAAUUCAGCGGCUGCCGAUAGAAGCAUAAGGAAAUUAUGAGUAAAUAAGAAGUGGAUAUAAAACUCAAACUAAAAACCCAUCUCCUAACCCUCAAAAAAAAUCUCUAAACUUCAACUCCAUCUCCAAUUUCUACGCCGACUCUACUACACCCUACAACAAUUCUCUACAAACUGGCUCUCUCUAGUUAAAGAAUUCUUCUCUACUUUUUUCUAAACUUUAAGAAAAAAACUUUGAAAAAACAAUAAUAAA
Molecule: messenger RNA, 3390 nt
Organism: Stomoxys calcitrans (stable fly)
Lineage: Eukaryota; Metazoa; Arthropoda; Insecta; Diptera; Muscidae
Exons: 17
Coding region: 224-3118 (964 amino acids)
Source: RefSeq, a predicted model, not a curated record